AAAAGAAAAGGAAGAAGAGGAAUGUAUUUGUUACCUGCUACUUUUUAUUAAAGGAGAUUCUAUUUUCAGUAACAUUCAUUUUUUUAUUGUUGAAUUUAUCUGUGGCUGAUUGGAUGGUAUUUAAUAUCUCAAGGCUAAGUACAUGUGAGCGUUUCUACUCAUUUCCUUAAAAUAAAUUAGUAAUGACUUCAGAUUUUCAGAGUGAAGUUUUGAACUAUGCUUAUUGGAUUAUAUAUGAAAUGAAAUUGGAUAAAAAAUGAAGAGGUACUAAUCAUUUUUCUUAACCUAAAUUAUGCAUGAAAGUUGAAUGUUAUUCGCUAGUGAGGAAUGAACAGUUUUAUACUAGUGAUAAGGUAGAGCAUGUGUUAGUUGAUCGGGUAAUGCACUUUAUGAACGUAGAUUUGCAAGAUGUGAAGAAUUUUGAAGUGCGGUUGCCGGUGCGAGCUCCUCUCUUAGGAUCUUCCUUGCAGAUCUUCAAGUUCCAGUGCUGUCCAUUUUAUAAGCAUGAUUGUAGUCUUUAUUGAAGAACUCAAUGUGCUUUAUAAGUUUUUUUUUUUGUUUUCCUCAUAAAUCAGAUCUGGAUUCUUAGCCUUUUUAAUUUUGCUUCAAGCUCCUUCAUUGCUACAAGAUCUAACUCUUUGAAGAAAGGAACUUUAAAAAUCAUUUUUUCCUUUAUAAUGUUUGUAGUGUUACUACCAGGUCAAUAGAGCUAAGUCCUUUAA
Messenger RNA from Rubroshorea leprosula, 722 nucleotides. Lineage: Eukaryota; Viridiplantae; Streptophyta; Magnoliopsida; Malvales; Dipterocarpaceae. The record is from the annotation of a GenBank genome assembly.